AUGAGCAAGACAUUCGUGCGUCAACUCUCGCAGUCCAGCAUACUAUGCAGACCAGGGUACUCAACGGUAAACCCAGUUCACCAUUUAGUUAAGGUUGAGAAAUCCAAAUUGAAACCAAGUUUGCAAAACUUGUUGUUGCCUGCUGACGAUAUCAGAUCAGUCAAAUUUAAACCGACGGAGAUAUGCCAAGACAGAGUUGCUGACUAUUAUAAUAACACCUUACAAUCAGACUUGCUUUUGCACUUUUACGACCAUGAUGCUGAAAUGAUUGAAGGAAACAAGAGAAGGUCCUGGGGCACUGACUCGCCUUACAAAGUCUAUCGUUCAUCAAGGAAUCCACGUGGUGGAACUAGAUCCACCAAGGAUAAACAUCCAAUAACUAGUAAAAAUGUUCCUGAAAUCACCAGUGUCGUUGUACAUUCAUAUAAUAAGUAUGCAUUGGAGCAUCCAUGGUUGAACAUUUCCACCAGACUUCAAUUAUCAGUCAUCACCAACGUCAAGGCCAAGCAAAUAUUCAACAAGUCAAAUAUCCUACCAUGGAAAGUAAGAGUCGGAAGACCAUGUGGAGGAAAAGUAGAACUUUUCGAUAGAGACAUGAAUCAAUUCAUUAGCACAUUAACUGAAUUGGUAUUACCGAGGAUCAGAGCAUUCAAAGGUAUAAGAUUUAGUUCUGGUGACAAGAAUGGGAAUGUCAGUUUUGGUCUCACGGCAGAAGAUGUGCAGUUGUUUCCCGAGUUGGAGAACUUUCAAGAAUUGUUUCCAAAUUUGAAUGGUAUUGAUAUCACUUUCAAGACUACUGCCCAAGAUGACUCGCAAGCAAAGACGCUAUUAAGUGCCUACGGUUUCCCAUUCUCUAAGGAGUAA
Lodderomyces theae is the source of this 864-nucleotide messenger RNA. RefSeq names its product mitochondrial 54S ribosomal protein uL5m. Bases 1 to 864 code for a protein of 287 amino acids. Gene Ontology annotation, molecular function: RNA binding; structural constituent of ribosome. Gene Ontology annotation, biological process: translation. The transcript has a single exon. The record is from RefSeq and is a predicted model, not a curated record. Lineage: Eukaryota; Fungi; Ascomycota; Pichiomycetes; Serinales; Debaryomycetaceae. Gene Ontology annotation, cellular component: ribosome; cytosolic large ribosomal subunit.